Molecule: messenger RNA, 1818 nt
Organism: Hypoxylon trugodes
Lineage: Eukaryota; Fungi; Ascomycota; Sordariomycetes; Xylariales; Hypoxylaceae
Exons: 2
Coding region: 124-1653 (509 amino acids)
Biological process (GO): mRNA splicing, via spliceosome
Cellular component (GO): spliceosomal complex; nucleus
Molecular function (GO): zinc ion binding; RNA binding
Source: RefSeq, a predicted model, not a curated record
UCUUCAUCAUUUUCUACCGUUUCGGUCGCCGUUCUGCAUUUCAAUUCAGAUACACUCUUAUCAUAACUUCAACUCAACUAUCAAGAAAAUUAUAAGAAGUGUCAACUAGAGUAAUCGCCCAAUAUGCUCUUAGAAGAGCAAAGGUUCCUGCAUGAGGACCUGGAACGCCUCGAGCAGGGUAUCGCAGAUCGAAUCAGUGAUGAACCAAAACACAUACGAGAUCGAUUAGCGCGAGAUCACCAAAUAGCACAGUUCCUUGACCGCAUAUCCUCACAAUCUACAAAGCUUCUAAAUAUCUAUCGUGAUGCCGAUGGAUCGAGAUCGCGUGAGAUUCAACAGAUUGGGGCUGGCGACCCCAUGGACGAGUUUUACAAACAACUUGCCGACAUAAAGAAUUUCCAUGCGAAAUAUCCCAACGAACCCGUCGAGAAUCUUGAACGUGCAUACCGACCCAAGAGAGGACCCGAUGCCGAUUUACUACCUAGUAUCGUGGAUACUAUGUUUACCGGUGAAGAAGCGUUCGGUCGUUUCUUUGAUCUCCAUACGUGCCACGAGUUGUAUCUCAACCUUCCUAAUGCGAAGAGAUUGAGUUAUCUACAAUAUCUAGAAUCCUUCGACAAUUUCACACCAGGAGCUGCUGGAUUGAAGAGGUCUGAGAAAAUGACCGACCAAUAUUUCAAAUAUGUCGGUCAAGUCGCUUUGGAUCUCGAAACAUUUAUGCGAAAGACGCGGCCUCUAGAAAACAUAGAUAGGGUGAUUGCCGAUUUCGACAAGGAAUUUGAUGCUUCUUGGGAGAAGGACGAGAUCGCAGACUGGAAGAAUGAAGAACCAAAUAAUAAGUCUAGCGGUGGUUCCAAGCAAACCUCAACAGCGGAAGCGGUAUGGUGUGACCAUUGCGAAAAGGAGUUCAAGAAUGAAAAUGUAUAUAAGGGUCAUCUUUCGGGCAAGAAGCACAUACGAGCAGCAACAGAGCGAGCGCAAAGAUUACAAGGCGCAUCCGACGAUGGAACCGGCGCCGCCAAUGGUGCUCAUAAGGGGAAUACUUCGACAUACAGAUUGAAAGAGCGCGCUAUCGCCGAGAGGGAAUUCCGAGUGAAGCGCCUGGCGAGUGCGAUGAGUACUGAACGAAGCGAUACCCGAGUGAACGUCGAGCGAAAGCAAGGCAUGACGGAACGCGAAAGGCAACAGGAGCUGGAGAACCUAUUUAGCGCGACGGCUACCACGUCGCAACCUAAAGAUACUGAAGACGGAGAAGACAAUGACGACGAAGACAGAAUUUAUAACCCACUCAAACUUCCACUUGCAUGGGACGGCAAACCUAUUCCAUUUUGGCUUUACAAGCUCCACGGACUUGGUGUCGAAUUCCCUUGCGAAAUAUGCGGUAACUUUGUGUAUAUGGGACGAAGAGCGUUUGAUAAGCACUUUAAUGAAGCACGGCAUAUCUACGGCUUGAAGUGUCUCGGAAUCACAAAUACGAGCUUAUUUCGCGAUAUCACAGGUAUCGACGAGGCGUUGAGGUUAUGGGAAAAGAUCCAAAAGGAUAAACGAAAGGAUAAGGUAGACGACGGCAGUGUCGUACAGAUGGAGGACGCUGAAGGCAAUGUUAUGCCGGAGAAGGUUUACUACGACUUGCAGAAGCAGGGUCUAUUGUAAAACAUGUGUGUACUUACAGUGAUAAUUACAUGUCGCCUUGGUCAGAGCCACCAAGGACACAAUUCGCCGACAGAUUGCUUCUAAUUUGGCACAGUCGUCGCAUUUCUUCGAAUAAUGAUAAUGAAUACUAUGAUGUUGUACCUAAGUACUUCAGGUGCUCCACAG